GGUACUUCCUGCCUACCUUAGCCCCACCCACCCAGAAGUCGUUUCAGGGCUGCAUGCAGGCAAUUCUAUUGGACGAUCAGCCGGCUGAUAUGCAUGCCGUGGAGAAAGGCAUUGUGGGAGCAUUUGAGAACGUCAGCUUAGACAUGUGUGCCAUUAUAGACAGGUGUAUGCCUAACCAUUGUGAGCAUGGAGGCAGGUGUAAACAGACCUGGGACAGGUUUAGCUGCACAUGCGACGGAACCGGAUACACUGGAGCCACCUGUCACACUUCGGUGUUUGAACAGAGUUGUGAGGCGUAUAAACACCUGGGCAGAUCUUCAGACACAUACUGGAUAGAUCCGGAUGGGAGUGGACCACUCGGACCUUUCAAAGUCAACUGCAACAUGACAGAAGACAAGGUGUGGACUACUGUGGUAAAUAAUCUACCAGCCCAGACCUCAGUGACCGGCUCUAGCAGAGAGAGACGCACUGUGCUGCAACUCAACUACAGUGCUUCUAUGGAACAGGUCACAGCUAUUACCACCAGUGCAGAACACUGUGAACAACACGUGUCAUACGGCUGCUUCAUGUCCCGACUGCUCAACACACCCGAUGGGACCCCCUACACAUGGUGGGUGGGUAGGAGCAGUGAGAAACAUUUCUACUGGGGAGGAUCAGGGCCAGGGAUACAGAAGUGUUCCUGUGGUAUUGACAGGAACUGCACUGACCCCAAAUAUGACUGUAACUGUGACGCUGACCACAAACAAUGGAGAGAGGACAGUGGUCUGUUGGUGUAUAAGGACCAUUUGCCAGUCAGUCAGGUUGCCGUGGGUGACACCAACAGGCUGGGUUCAGAGGCAAAGCUCACAGUCGGGCCGCUCCGUUGUCAAGGAGACCGUAACUACUGGAACGCAGCAUCAUUCACCACGCCCUCCUCCUACCUGCAUUUCUCCACUUUCCAGGGAGAGACCAGCGCUGAUAUCUCCUUCUACUUCAAGACCAGCGCUCCCUACGGGGUGUUCCUGGAAAACCUCGGCAACACAGACUUCAUACGCCUCGAACUCAAAUCUCCUACUGUCAUCUCCUUCUCCUUUGACGUGGGGAAUGGCCCCGUGGAAUUGGCCGUCCAUUCAGCCACGCCCCUCAAUGAUGACCAAUGGCAUCGCGUCAUGGCAGAGAGGAACGUGAAGGAGGCGGUGCUACAGCUGGAUCUGAACUAUAGGGAAGCUCGUCCCGCCCCUCCACAGGGACACACACGGCUAGAGCUGUUUAGUCAGCUUUAUGUGG
Molecule: messenger RNA, 1266 nt
Organism: Salvelinus namaycush (lake trout)
Lineage: Eukaryota; Metazoa; Chordata; Actinopteri; Salmoniformes; Salmonidae
Product: contactin-associated protein-like 2
Exons: 9
Source: RefSeq, a predicted model, not a curated record